This is a messenger RNA of Symbiodinium sp. CCMP2456, 591 nucleotides long. NCBI's taxonomy places the organism in Eukaryota, Dinophyceae, Suessiales, Symbiodiniaceae. The record is from the annotation of a GenBank genome assembly.
GCCGCGUGCACGCUCUGGGGUAUCACAUCGGUCCUCCGGCGGAACGUGAGACACGUGAAGCUGUACUACACGGUUUUCCUCCUGAACCUGCUAGUUGCCGUUUGGCUGAUGGUGCCGAUCCUUAGCAUGGAUUGCCACUGCACCAACAACUACUACCAGUGUGAGGCUCUUCAGUCCUUCGCCCUGGACGGAGUCUCUUUGAACAAGGUAUCUCCGCCGAAGGGCCAUCCUGCUCGCAAGGUCCCGUACGCGGAGCCUCCCUCAAACUCUGUCGACCUCUCCUUGGCGGACGCCGGGGUGAAGAACGACUCAGAGUCUUUUGCCAGCUCGUCGUCCACGACCGCGCCAUCGACGACGACUGCGACGGCCACAGAGUCGGCUUCCAAAGAGGACCAGCAGGCCGUGGAUGACGCCAAGAAGCUCGCGGCCGCAGCGCAGCAGCCCGGGGCGACGCCCCCAAAUGGCGCCUUGCUGGGCCUUGGGCAGGGGUUGCUUGCCGCCGAGCCCGGUCAAAACGAGGUGGAGAUGCUCGACGACCUCCUCAGCAGUGGCCACCCUCGGCUGGUAGAGAAGAAGAGGAGACGAUGGAAG